Molecule: messenger RNA, 1566 nt
Organism: Helianthus annuus (common sunflower)
Lineage: Eukaryota; Viridiplantae; Streptophyta; Magnoliopsida; Asterales; Asteraceae
Product: serine/threonine-protein phosphatase 7 long form homolog
Exons: 5
Coding region: 1-1566 (521 amino acids)
Biological process (GO): meristem maintenance; meristem development
Source: RefSeq, a predicted model, not a curated record
AUGGGGUUUAUUGAUACAAACUUAAAAACCGUAGCCAAGAAACUUUCACACAAACCAUCAAGAACAAAACCUCACCCUAGUUUAAGCACGCACAAGAAGAUCUCAAAGUUAAAAAUGAGUUAUCAGUUGAAGUUGAAUCCUGGUCCUCUCAGUAACGAGGUUUUGUUUUUACAUAAGAAACACCGUGCGUUAGAGGUUUAUAAUAACCCAGAAAAAUUCCGAUCAUCCAUAAACAUCAAGCGUUCUGAUCGUUCGUUUUGGAAGUUGGUGAGGCAAAAGCCUAUAGGACCACGUGUAGAAGGUUAUAUACGUGAAGCAGGGUUUGGUGGGUUGCUUGAUAGUGGGUACCGUUAUAUAGACCACGCUUUAAUAACGGCGUUGGUUGAGCAGUGGAGGCAUGAAACCCACACGUUUCAUCUUCCAGUGGGGGAAACAACUGUCACAUUACAAGACGUUAACGUCUUGUGGGGCCUGCCUAUUGAGGGGGUGCCGGUAUGUGGGGCGGAUAACGCCCUUACAUUUUCUGAGGCUGCGGAGAAGUGUGAACGCCUUCUUGGGUUCACUCCAGCGAAUAAUCAACUCAACGGUUGUACAGUUUUUCCAGAUAAUUCGAACAACUGGAUUAAUCUUCAUUUAUUACAAUACUUAGAGGAUUUAAGUUCGUGUGUUAAUAUUAGCUGGGGCAGUGCUGUUUUAAGCUGUCUCUACAGAAACCUGUGUAACGCUACAGCACCCGAUGCCGUAAGCCUUAGCGGACCAAUGUCAAUUCUGCAAGUCUGGGCCUGGGAGAGGAUCCGUUGUGUUGCACCGGAGCCCUACCACCGGUUUAACUACGACGCGCCUUUAGCUGCUCGCUGGAAGGGAAACCUUAAUCAUGUUGACGCCCCCACGCACUGUCUUAGAUCUUAUCGAUCUCAACUGCAGUCGGUUCGCGAGGAGAUGUUUAUUUGGACACGGUACGAUGAUGUUAUCGGUAGACUCCCGGAAAUUUGCACUAGUGGGAGUUCUAGUUGGAGGAGCACAUGCCCGCUGAUUUACUGGGAAAAUGUCGAGCAUCAUUACCCGCAACGGGUUAUGCGGCAGUUUGGCAUGGUUCAACAUAUACCUCCCAGUAUACCGUUAACCGUUGAAGAGCUUGCCAGACUGCAUAAAACGACUUGGAUUGGGAAAACUGGUUGGGACUGGACCAUACGACAUGAUGUUUAUGUUUAUGCUUGGUACCAUCGUCAUGACUCGGUUGUCGAGGGAGAAACAAUCACCUCUUAUCCGGUCAUAGACGAUUAUAUGUCUUGGUUCAUGAACCAUACAGUGCUCUAUUUGACAAAUCCAAGGUCUUCGGCAGUUCCAAUGCGUGGUUUCCAAGAUGAUGGGGCUCGUGCCCAAAUGCUGACGGAUGCAAUGGGGGUAAUACAACGGUGUGAUGAUCUAGAGUUGGCCCAAGCUGCUGCUUAUCGAGCUACGGAAAUGUCACGGCAAGAAGGAUACUCACAAUAUCCGAGUCACAAGUCCUCGUCCGCAGAGGUUACACAGGCGAUGGCAAUGUCAACAAGGAGGUUCAAAUGUUGA